Messenger RNA from Penicillium hordei, 798 nucleotides. RefSeq names its product NAD(P)H-dependent oxidoreductase. Bases 1 to 798 code for a protein of 265 amino acids. Gene Ontology annotation, cellular component: cytosol. The record is from RefSeq and is a predicted model, not a curated record. The transcript has 2 exons. Gene Ontology annotation, molecular function: NAD(P)H dehydrogenase (quinone) activity. NCBI's taxonomy places the organism in Eukaryota, Fungi, Ascomycota, Eurotiomycetes, Eurotiales, Aspergillaceae.
AUGAAAGUUUUGAUUAUUUUUGCCCACCCGGAACCACAAUCUCUCAAUGGCACACUUCAUCAGAUUGCCAUAGAAGAGCUGGAAGGACAAGGCCAUCAUGUCCAGGUCUCCGAUCUAUAUAAGAUGAAGUGGAAGUCAGAAGUGGAUCGUGAAGACUUUCCAAAUUUUCCGAAGGACCAACGGCUGGACCUGUGGGCCGCAUCCGCUGAAGCAUAUGCGGAGAAUUCUUUAACUCAAGAUGUGCUUGACGAGCAAGCCAAGCUGCGAUGGGCCGACUUCGUGAUUUUCCACUUCCCCCUCUGGUGGUUCACUAUGCCAGCAAUUCUGAAGGGAUGGGUGGACAGGGUCUACACCUAUGGCUUUGGUCACGGCAUUGGAGAUCAUUCCGACAAACGCUGGGGAGACCGAUACGGAGAAGGUACUUUGGCAGGGAAACGAGCCAUGCUGAUCGUAACUCUUGGCGGCUGGAAGGAACACUACUCGGCCCGCGGCAUUAGUGGCCCAAUUGAAGACGUUUUAUUCCCGAUUAACCACGGUAUUCUGUUUUACCCCGGCUUCGACGUUCUACCACCAUUUGUUGCCUUCCGAGUUCACAAAACUAGUUUUGAUGAACUGGCCAGUGAACUCCGAAAAAGAAUGCGUGAAAUUGAGUUUACGAAACCUAUUCCCUAUCGCAACCAAAAUGGUGGCGAGUACACUAUCCCAACCUUGACUCUGCACGAGAGUCACGGUGGAAACCUCGCAUCUGGUUUCGAACUUCAUACACGCACGAAAGUGGAGACAUCCGAUGUGAAAUAA